AUGAAAAGAGAAAAGAAGGACGAGGAAAGUAGUGGCAAUCCGUUCGCUCACCUCGAUAAGACUUCGGUUCUUCAGGAGGCUCGUGCAUUCAACGAAACGCCAAUUAACGCCAGGAAAUGCAGUGUUAUUCUAACGAAACUGUUGUACUUGAUACAACAAGGAGAAACCAUUGGGCGAACAGAAGCGACGGAGGCUUUCUUUGCGGUGACCAAAUUGUGGCAGAGCAAGGAUGCGAACUUACGUCGUCUUGUCUAUUUGGCCGUCAAGGAUCUUUCUGGGAUAGCCGAUGAUGUCAUCAUUGUGACCAGUAGUUUAACAAAGGACAUGACAGGUCGAGAAGAUGUGUAUCGUGCGGCUGCCAUUCGUGCUCUGUGUAGAAUCACAGACACCGGAAUGUUACAGACCAUUGAAAGAUAUAUGAAGCAGGCAAUCGUUGACAAAAAUGGCGCUGUAUCUUCAGCUGCACUUGUUUCGUCUAAACAUCUGAUGAAGAAAAGUGCUGAUGUGGUACGUCGAUGGGCUAACGAGGUGCAAGAGGCAGUCUCGUCGGAUAACCUAAUGGUUCAGUAUCAUGCCCUGGGUUUGUUGUACCAUAUCCGGUGUAAUGACAAACUAGCGGUGAAUAAACUCGUUCAAAAAUUCAGCAAGACUGGUCUGAGAUCACCCCAUGCAGUUUGCUACCUUAUACGUAUUGCUGCACGACUGAUUGAGGAGGAUGAUCAGGUGGAGUCUUCGGUUUUUUCAUUUAUCGAGGCUUGCUUGCGCCACAAAAGUGAAAUGGUGGUUUAUGAAGCUGCCAGCGCCAUCGUUGCUCUUCGAAAUACCACUCCCGCUGAAUUCACUCCAGCAAUUUCGGUGCUCCAACUAUUCUGUUCCUCUCCGAAGGCAGCCUUACGCUUUGCUGCUGUUCGUACUCUUAACCAGGUUUCCAUGAAGCAUCCAAAUGCUGUUAUGAGUUGCAAUGUGGAUUUGGAAAAACUUAUUACCGAUUCAAACAGAUCUAUCGCUACUCUUGCAAUAACGACGUUGUUGAAAACUGGCGCAGAAAGCAGCGUUGAACGGCUGAUGAAGCAAAUUAGUUCAUUUGUGUCGGAAAUUAGUGACGAGUUCAAGAUUGUUGUCGUCGAUGCUAUUCGAUCACUUUGUGGACGUUAUCCACGGAAGCAUGCAGUGAUGAUGCCUUUCCUCGCUAACAUGCUCAGGAAUGAUGGUGGUUUUGAAUACAAGAAAGCGAUUGUGGAGACAAUUAUCGCUAUUGUAGAAGAUAAUCCCGAUGCAAAGACUGCUGGUCUCGCUCAUUUGUGUGAGUUCAUUGAAGACUGUGAACACGAUAGCUUGGCAACGCGAGUGCUGCAUCUGUUGGGUAGGGAAGCGCCAAAAACACCAAAUCCGUCGAGUUACAUUCGAUUCAUUUACAAUCGCGUCAUUCUAGAGAGUACUAAGGUUCGUGCAGCCGCUGUGACAGCUUUAGCCAAGUUUGGUGCACAAUGUGCCGAGCUGAGUCCGUCUAUUCAAGUACUGCUAAAGAGAUGCCUUCUUGAUAGCGAUGAUGAGGUUCGCGACCGAGCCACCUUCUACCUCACCUUGCUUACCGAAGCUACUGCAUCCGUUAUAAACAGUUUUGUUCUAGAUGGCCUGCAGGUGAUGCCAUCAAGCUUGGAGCGUUGCUUAUUUGAGUACGUACGUGGAGACUCCUUCAAUGCUCCUUUUAAUUUACAAGUGGUACCAGUAACGAGUCAACCGUUGUCUACAUCAGAGAAACGUGCACCUAUACUUCCUGACGUGAUGACUGUAGAAAAACCGACACAGAUUAAGAAAGAGCCGUACGCAGAACAACUAUCUCAAAUUCCAAAGUUUGCGGACCUGGGAGUAUUAUUCCAUUCGUCAGCUCGUAUCGCCCUUACCGAUGACGUAACAGAAUAUACCGUUAAUGCCAUCAAGCAUGUCUUCAUGAACCACGUUGUUGUUCAGUUCGAUUGCAAAAAUACGCUCAAUGAUCAACUGCUCGAAAACGUUGUAGUCCAGCUGGAUGAUGUAGAUGGUGAUUGGGCAAUUGUGGAUAUGGUUCCCAUCGAUAGUUUGCCAUACAACGAAACCAAGUCCACCUUUGUGCUUCUAGAAUUCCCAGAAUCAGGCUCUGUUACGGGCACAUUCGCUGCAACUUUGAAGUUCAACGUGAAGGAUGUGGAUCCAGUCACUGGAGAGGCGGAAUCGGACGAUACCUAUGAAGAUAGUUAUGUGUUGGAGGAAUUCGAAUUGUCCGUAAGUGAUUUAGUGGCCCCGAUUUCGAAGCAAAAUUUUAUGUCAUCAUGGGAAGCCUUAUCGAAUGCAGCAACUGUUGACGAGACCUUCCAUUUGACAACUGUUGGUACUUUACCAGAAGCUGUUAAAAAGGUAUCGGAACUUCUUGGAAUGAUGCCAUGUGAACGUAGUGAUCGUAUUCCAGAGGGGAAAACCCAACAUUCUACCAUGCUUGCGGGAGUUUUCCGUGUUGAAAUUAUGCUGGGACCCUCCCAACCAGUGAACACGGUAAUUGUCUAUGAGUGCAUCGUUAAUUAA
This is a messenger RNA of Angiostrongylus costaricensis, 2559 nucleotides long. The record is from the annotation of a GenBank genome assembly. Lineage: Eukaryota; Metazoa; Nematoda; Chromadorea; Rhabditida; Metastrongylidae.